This is a messenger RNA of Radiomyces spectabilis, 1206 nucleotides long. RefSeq names its product PUA-like domain-containing protein. The annotation marks the transcript as partial. NCBI's taxonomy places the organism in Eukaryota, Fungi, Mucoromycota, Mucoromycetes, Mucorales, Radiomycetaceae. The transcript has 2 exons. The record is from RefSeq and is a predicted model, not a curated record.
GAAUGUGCCAUUUGCUGCAAUCGCUUCUACAAACCCACCACGACGCCAUGCGGUCACACAUUUUGUCGACCAUGUCUGCUACGCUCGGUAGAUCAUCAACGCAGCUGUCCAUUUUGUCGCCAACCGGUAAAGACGGUGGAUAAACCUUGUCAGAUGCUUUGCGAUUGGCUGGGUCUUUUCUUUGAUGAUGAUCAGGAUCGUGAAAUGGACAUGCAAUUGGAGCAAGAUGAGGACACUGUGCCCAUUCUCAUUGGAUCAUUGGCAUUUCCUCAUGUGCGUUGCGUCAUUCAUAUAUUUGAACCACGGUAUCGUCUCAUGUUACGAAGAGUCAUGCAAUCAUGCCGUCGCCGAUUUGCCAUGUGUCUUGUUCAGCGAUCGUCGGCGGGCGAUGGGGAACCGUUUGCAGAGUAUGGUACCAUGUUGGAAUUAACUCAUGUGCAGACUUUGGUGGAUGGACGAUCGAUUGUAGAAGCGAUUGGAUCUCAUCGCUUUCGGAUCAGUUCACAUAGUGUUGUGGAUGGUUAUCAUGUGGGUCAAGUGGAACGCAUUGAUGAUAUACCCGAGGAACAAGAACAGGCUCGAGAGAGACAGCAGAUUUUGAGUGCUAGUGCGGCCAGAGCAAGGCAACAACAACAGCAGCAACAACAGCAACAGCAAGUGCAACAUCGUCCUUAUAUGACUGGUAUGCUAGGUACGCAUCGACCUUCAUGGGCUGCUCAAGCUCAUCCACAGACCCAGAAUCCGACGGUUCGAUCGCCUUGGUUACAGAUGCAUGUCCAAGGCCUCAGUUACCAGCAAGCGAAACCCAAGUCGACCGCCCUCGCUUCCUCGUCGGCGUCGGCGUUGGCGAAACCAGCUCAAUCUCAAGUGGCCUCAUCAUCGACCGUCAACAGAGAGGAACAAAGCACUGAUGAUUUGCUGGAUGAUUUGGCUUCGUUCAUUGAUCGCUUGAUUUCCCAGCAGAUACCCAAUACAAACGAUCGGUUCUCGCAAUGGUUGGCUGCCAUGGGCGAUCCGCCCAUUUCACGUGGUCCUCGUCGUGAUCGGGUGAUUCUGACCUGGUGGAUUGCUAAUAUGAUGCCUUUGGAUGAAAACGAGAAACUCAAGUUACUUUCCAUGCGUUCCCUGCGUGAAAGAGUGUUGACCAUCACAGCGUGGGUGGAUCGUUUUCAAGAUCAAUGGGCCUAUUUUUUCAACAGCCAAUCG